ACAGACUACACGUUUGCUGGAAUAACAAGAAAGCUUGUGAUCCAUUUGAUUUGUUUCUGUUCUGUAGACCAGGAGAGUCACAGCAGUCUGCUCUGAUGUCCCUGGGGAAUCAGAUAUCCUUUUGGGCUAAAAACAAUUGCACUGUUUCAAAGCUUCAGCUGGGUAAGAUUUGCAUUCUCGUGUGCCUGUGAUGGAUUUUCUCCCCCUGUCUUAUUAAAACUGCACAAUGAAAGCCAUUCACACGAUUGAGAAGCUGACUGACAAUAUCACCGAGAAGUGUUUCCUGCCUUGUGUGGAGAAAGCUGCCGAACUGUUUGCUCACAGACCAGGCAAGGGGGCGAGCUGCACUGAGCAUGCCUCAGAGGAGGGGACCACAUUAUGCAAAGAGACUGCAACAGCAGAUGGGAGAAUCUCCGGCUCCGAGCUCGCGUUUGUUUUCUCCGCAUCCCCGGGAGCUACUGCUGCUGGAGGCUGCAGGCGGGAGGCCGGGCAUGGCUUGAGGGCGAAGGGCUUCUGGCCAUUCGCUAACAUGGGGAACCAAGACGGCAAGCUGAGGAAAGCGGCGGCUGCGGGAGAUGGCCAAGAAUGGGCGGAGGAUGCUUGCGCCCGGGAUGUUGCUGAGAGCACCAAGAGCAGGAAAACGCACCCCAAGCACGGCAAGGGGGGCGACGGAGGCGGCAAGAAGAAGAAAUCCGACUCCACCCGCUCGGUCUUCUCCAUCAGGAAGAGGAAAGCGGCGGCGCGGGGUAAAAAUGAGGCCUGCGGCUCUCGGGAUGAUGAUGCCGAGGAGAUGGCGAGGCGGGCCCCUCCGAGCGAGGAACUGGAUAGCGUCCACUCAGUGACAAAGACUCUGGACAUCAGCAUCUCAGCGGACGAUGAAGGGGGGUUGACCGACACCGAGGCCGAGCAUCCGGACAUCCUGACCGGUGACAGCCUCCAGGCCGGCUCCGUGUUCCGGGGGGUGGUCAGUUCCAGUUCGGACACGGACGGGUACAGUUUCCACUCGGCGGCGGAACACGAGGACCUGCUGUCGGACAUCCAGCACGCCAUCGGGCUGCAGCUCGCCUCCUUCCCGGCGGGCGGCCAACCCGCGGGGGCAAAGCAAUCAGAGGCUGGUGCUAGUCCGGGCCGAAGAGGAGAGGAUGUCGCCUGGGGAUGCAGCUCCUCCCCUCUCCCCAGCCGCGGGGGAGGCACGGAGAGGCAGAGGAGGGUUUCCAUAGAAACUGCCUCCGAGGUCGAGGUACCCUCCGGUCCUGCCUCAUUCAUUGAUGGCCCAGAGCAUCCUCCAGCCUGCCCCACAGAGGAGUCCACUCCAUCCUUGGCUGGCAGCGAAGCCGGUGCUGAUCAGACCGAGCUGCGGGAGGAGGGGGACGGCGGUGCGGACACGGUGCUGCCGCCUGAUGCUCGAGUCUUCCCCGACAGCCGUCUCCCGGCCCCGAGCUCCGACUCCCUCCGCAAGCACAAACCCUACCCGGGCUCGGCGCUGACUGCGGUCAGGUCGUACCCGCCGGUCAAUGCUAUCUUCGUGAGGACCACCACCAGGCAGCUGAGCUCCCCGAGUCACUCGCCGUCCGCUUCGCCUUCUCAGAGCCCCCUGAUCCAGAGGAAGCGCCGAGCCUCUGACCUGAAGCGGAGCGCCGGCCGGCGGCAGAGACUCCCCAGGGGCACGGGCUCCCUCAGCCGCUCCGCUGACUGGACCGAGGAGGUGAAACCACGCAGGGAGCGGGAUAUCAGGAAGGCAGGCUCCGUGGAUACUCUACAACAGUCUGAACCCUCUGGAACUCCACUUCUGGGACCUAUCAAAAGGCCUUCACUCUCUACCAGCAGAUACCCGGAGAUCUUCACUGGUAAGUGUUUUUGA
Messenger RNA from Rhincodon typus (whale shark), 1861 nucleotides. Its product is annotated as formin-2-like. Lineage: Eukaryota; Metazoa; Chordata; Chondrichthyes; Orectolobiformes; Rhincodontidae. The transcript is spliced from 2 exons. Bases 227 to 1861 code for a protein of 544 amino acids. The record is from RefSeq and is a predicted model, not a curated record.